AUGACUGCCGAAGUCGCCUCUCUUCCCCAGACGGAGCUGGUCACGCCCCACGUCAUCCCGCUAGAGACCUCGUUUGCGCUGCCCAGAUCAUUGCAUACCACCGCGCAUCUGCACUUAACCUUCUUGGAUACGUGCUCGAUGGUCUUUGUGACUACUACGACGCCAGGAGACUCGACUGCCUCUGCCAAGCCGAUGGGCAGCUUUGUCUAUGCUAUGCCAGAUCGAACCUCCCCGACAUCAACAAUAUCAACCACCCUUUACACCUCUCCCUCCAGCAUUGAAUACACGGCCCGCAUUGCCAAGAUUAUUACACGACGGAUAAAUCGUCCCGUGUAUGUGGGGUGUAGUAUCGACGCUAAUGGGCUGGGAUUGACCAUCGAGGAGGAGAUGGCAGGGCUGAAAAAGAUCAUUGACUCGAUCAUGGAGCAGUGGGAGAAGAGGACGCAACCAAAUUAA
Penicillium lagena is the source of this 456-nucleotide messenger RNA. RefSeq names its product proteasome assembly chaperone 4 family protein. Bases 1 to 456 code for a protein of 151 amino acids. Lineage: Eukaryota; Fungi; Ascomycota; Eurotiomycetes; Eurotiales; Aspergillaceae. The record is from RefSeq and is a predicted model, not a curated record. The transcript is spliced from 2 exons. Gene Ontology annotation, biological process: proteasome assembly.